GUUGUUUAAAACUGUAGCGCCGAACGUACCACAUUUAAUGAACGCUUAUCUAACCUUUACAUUAUUGCAGUCUAUAAGAUGGCAAAUGAUAGAGAAUUGAUAGACUUUCAACUACAAUUAAUGGAAUUAGGCCUUAAUUUUAUGGAAGUACUUGAAUAUAUGAGAAGAAGAAGAAAAUAUAUAUAAAUGAUAUGUAUUAAUCAUCCCAAAAGCUUUUUUUACAUUAGCAUACUCAUCAAUAAGCAAUAUUCAUGAGAAUUUGAAAAGUAAAUUGUAGACCUGACAUUUGAACAUUAAAUGUGGUACGUUUUAAACAACAGUUACUUUUGCUCACUACCGGUAGUGUUGGUACUAAAUAAUCGAACUAGAUAUUUUUAGUGAUGUUACUAGAGUUGCGAUUCGCGUCCGUAUCCGUCCGCAUCCGUACGUAUCUAUGGGACCGGGGCCUUAACGCGCGGCGGCAACGGAUCUACCCGUUCCGGCAAAUCAAAACCUGCGACAAAUUAUGCGCACGAUCACCUAACUCUCGACAGCGAGCAGCACUUCACCGAGUUAUCCAAAUCCUAAAUUCUCUUACGCUUAAGUUAGUCGAAGAAUGGCGAUUAGUCAACGCGAUUCAGUUGGGAGUACUUUGUUCACACGGCGACGGAUCCACACACAUCACAGCGGAAUCAAUAUAACACCACGAAUUACGCUCGGGUUUUGUCGUGCUAGUUUAGACUGUAACACUGCUGGACUUAAGUCACCCACGCUGCGGCUUAAGAGACAUUUGUUUUGCGAAUACGAUGUUUCGGUAAGGCCAGUUACGGAAAAUAAUAAGGCUGUGAAUGUCAGUGUCAUGAUUGCACCAAAGUUCAUGGGCUUCGUAAGUGUAUUUUUAAUUUCUUUCAGUAUUAAGAUGAUUGCAAAUUUAAUAGCUAACGUUCUUGUAUGCAGUAAUGAGAUUUCAGCGAUUAAUAUUAUUUAUGCCUUAUUAUUGCAGGUCGAAAGAAGUAGUACUUUCAUCAUUCAUACAUGGGUGUUCAUUAACUGGAAAGAUGAACAUUUAACUUGGAAGCCUGAAGAUUUUGAUGGUGUAAACCAGAUCAAAGUGAAAAGUGAUGAAAUCUGGGUUCCAGAUUUUUCGGUUUACAACUCAGGAGAUUUAGAACGUUCGCAGACAGGAGUACCGAAUACCAUGUGCCUAUUGUUCAGUACUGGUACUAUUUCGUGUGUGCCAACAAUGAGGUAUACCACUCAGUGUGAUACUGAUUACACAUACUGGCCUUACGACAAACAGAAAUGCAGCAUUCGUAUGGGCUCCUGGACGCAUACCGGCGAAGAAAUUAGUCUCAAUUUUCGCAAAAAAGGAAUAAGCAUGAAAGGUUUCACGGGGCACAAGCAGUGGUUGGUUACAAAUUAUACAUCGAAAAAGUACAGCCCAACAUUUAAUUGCUGCCCAAAUGACACAUUUCCUACAUUGAUUGCUAAUUUUUACCUUCAGAGACAUUCGCCAAUGAUGCAUGCAGUUUACAUUACUCCAGCUGUUGUCUUGAUGGUAAUUACGUUGACAGUGCUCUGGUUGGAUUCAAGAUCCAUCGAAAGAAUCUCACUUGCUUCAAUCAACUUUGUCUGCCAUAUAUUGUGCCUCUAUGAUCUUCAUUGGAUGUUACCAUCGAACGGAAUCUCACCUCCAAACAUAUUAUUGUUCUACCGGGAUUCCAUGGUGUUGGCUACUUUUGCAAUGAUAGUGACGGCAUUGUUGCGCAAGCUCCAGGUAGCAAAUUCAUCAGCACCUGGCUGGAUCGUCUCCACAGUGACAUUUAUGGCAAGCAAUCGGGCAGGCCGCUUCCUCUUGCUUGACAAUGCCGAUGUCAAAGCUGAAUUGUCUAAUGCUGAACGCGAUUCCGAAGACACAGUUGAGUCAGCGAAUGUUGCAGUAACAAAAAAACACGAUGACUCUUGGAGAAAACUUGCGAUUAUCGUCGAGUGGAUCGCUUUUUUCGCAACAACUUUCACAUAUUUUCUGCUACUUAUACUGCUUGUGCCUAAGUACGCAAACUCUUAGAACGAACUGUUGUGCAAUGUAUUCACUUUUUUCUUAAAAACGAUUUUUUUUUUGUAAAGAGUGAUUGACUUAAAUAAAUUAAUAUUUUUUUCUAUUAUAUUCAACGUUUUCUUUUAGACUAAAAGAGUUUAUAACAAUAAUUGCUGUAAACAAUCGAUUUAAAAACGUCUUAAAAUUAAAUUGACGCAUCUGUUUGUAUAUUCCAAAAAUUAUUAAUAAAUAUUGCUGCUAAUUGUACUGUACAGCCUUGACUUAUUUGAAAAUUUCGAUGCUCACUACUACGAAAUAAAGUUUUGAAAAAAUAGAAUAAGAUAUAUAAUAGAAGAUUAUUAUGAUGUUUGUAAUUAAAUGAGCUAUCAGCACCUCUAUUCAAAAAAAUAGACGUAGACAGGCAAAAAAAAACAAUUUUACAGAUGUAAUACCGUGAA
This is a messenger RNA of Phymastichus coffea, 2475 nucleotides long. RefSeq names its product neuronal acetylcholine receptor subunit alpha-2-like (gene nAChRa9). The transcript is spliced from 7 exons. The record is from RefSeq and is a predicted model, not a curated record. Gene Ontology annotation, biological process: chemical synaptic transmission; signal transduction; regulation of membrane potential. Bases 596 to 2047 code for a protein of 483 amino acids. Gene Ontology annotation, cellular component: synapse; neuron projection; membrane. Lineage: Eukaryota; Metazoa; Arthropoda; Insecta; Hymenoptera; Eulophidae. Gene Ontology annotation, molecular function: transmembrane signaling receptor activity; neurotransmitter receptor activity; extracellular ligand-gated monoatomic ion channel activity.